Molecule: messenger RNA, 1791 nt
Organism: Caenorhabditis remanei
Lineage: Eukaryota; Metazoa; Nematoda; Chromadorea; Rhabditida; Rhabditidae
Exons: 7
Coding region: 1-1791 (596 amino acids)
Biological process (GO): transmembrane transport; monocarboxylic acid transport
Molecular function (GO): monocarboxylic acid transmembrane transporter activity
Source: RefSeq, a predicted model, not a curated record
AUGACGGAGGUUGAUCAAAAAACGGAUGAGAAGAAAGUGGUUCCACAGGACCCGGAGACUGUGGAAAAGGAGUUGGAGGAAGUUGGAUUUGUGGCUCCUCCAGACGGUGGAUAUGGUUGGGCAAUCGUCGUCUCCUCUUUCCUGCUCAAUAUGGUCGUUGAUGGUGUCAUCUUCACAGUCGGAAAAAUCUUACAGCCAUCCUGGGUGAAAGGAUUCAACAUCAGUGAAGCAUCCGCUGCCAUGACCAUGUCGAUUCUCUCCGGAUUCUAUUUCUUCGUUGGACCAGUCGCUUCCGCCCUCUGCAAUGUGUUCGGAUGUCGUCAAGUCGCGCUUGCUGGCUCUGUCAUCGCCGCUGUUGGAUUUUUGUUAUCCAUCGCCGCUCCAAAUAUCUACGUUCUCUACCUUACAUUCGGUUUGGUCGCCGGAGCUGGAUUCGGAAUGAUGUACCUCCCAGCUAUCGUCAUUAUCUCCCAAUACUUUGCUAAGAAACGUUCUCUCGCCACCGGAAUCGCUGUUUGCGGAUCAGGAAUUGGAACCACCGUGUUCGCUAUGCUGAAUGACGUCGUUUGGGAGUUUGUGAAGCAAGAUUGGCAGCAAUUCUUGGUCUACACAGCAACAGUGACCAUCUCCGGAUUCGCCGCAGCUCUCCUUCUCCGACCAUUAAAAGCAAGCCAGGACCAAAUUGAAAAAGUGGCGGAGAUCGUGGAAAACUACGAGGAAAACAAGGAAAAAGUGCCAGAAUCGCCAUCGCUAAGCAAGCACAACACCCCAUUCCUAAGCUCGUUGGAACUUCACACCGCUGGAAAGCAUGCUAAUGGAGUGCAUCGCAACGGAUCAGUCAAAAGCAUAAUUGAUGCAGUCGCCAAGGAUGUGGAGGAGCUCAAUCGCCCGCUGGCUCGUAUGGAUAUCUUCUACACUGGGUCCACCACUAAUAUCGCUGCUAGAAGCCGCACUGGAACCAUGAACCGCGAAGAAGCCGCCGAACACUUGAAAAACCUCCGUGACAAUUUGAAGGAAGAUACGCCACUCCAAUACUUGUCGAAGUUGGAUCUCAAUGUCGCUGAAGACGGAACCAUCCAACAUGUCGAAGAGAAAAGUGUCAUGAGAGAUAUUGGAGCUGCUUUGAAGAAUCUUCUGGAUAAACAACUUCUAGCAUCUCCAUCUUUCUUGCUUUUGGCCUUUUCUGGAACUUUGACACUCUGCUGCUUCUACGUACCAUUCAUCUAUCUUGGAAACCAUUUGGAUAAAAUCGAGGGCCUCACUGUUGCUGAAAAAUCUUUCACUGUCUCUCUUAUCGGAGUUCUCAACAUUAUCGCUCGUAUCGGAUGCGGAUACAUUGCUGAUCGCCCAGAAGUCUCCGCUCUUCAUGUCAACAACAUCGCCCUUAUUAUGGCUGGACUUGCUACCAUGACGGUGCCAUUCUACACCGCUUACUGGCAAUUUUUGGUCUUCUGCGUUCCAUUCUCUAUCGGUGUCGCUUGCUUCGCUGCACUUCGUUCGGUUAUUGUCCUCGAGUUGAUUGGGUUGGAGAAAAUGAGCAAUGCUUUUGGAAUUCUUCUAACGUUCAUGGGUGUUGGAGCAGUUGUAGGAUCCCCAAUGGCCGCCGCCAUGAAGGAUAUCACUGGAAACUUCGAUACAUCUUUCUAUGUUAUGGGAGCAUUGAUGGCUAUCAGUGGAGCUAUGUGUAUUCCACUUGGAGCUCUCCGCAAAUGGGAACUCGCUCGUGCAACGAAAUCUGACGCCAAGACAGAAGUCGAACUCCAGAAGCUCACGGACGCCGAGCAGAAGUAG